Messenger RNA from Laetiporus sulphureus 93-53, 321 nucleotides. RefSeq lists its product as uncharacterized. Lineage: Eukaryota; Fungi; Basidiomycota; Agaricomycetes; Polyporales; Laetiporaceae. The transcript has 5 exons. Gene Ontology annotation, molecular function: DNA-directed RNA polymerase activity; nucleic acid binding; zinc ion binding. The record is from RefSeq and is a predicted model, not a curated record. The coding region runs from base 1 to 321 and encodes 106 amino acids. Gene Ontology annotation, biological process: DNA-templated transcription; termination of RNA polymerase III transcription; regulation of DNA-templated transcription. Gene Ontology annotation, cellular component: RNA polymerase III complex.
AUGAUCUUCUGCCCAAACUGCGCCAACCUGCUCAUCAUCUCUGCUGAGACAGGUUACAACAAAUGGGCCUGCAACACUUGCGCGUAUGAGUUCCCUAUUACGAAGCAGAUGACCUCGCGUACGAAGCUCAAACGGAAGGAGGUCGAUGACGUCCUUGGCGGUGAGGAAAUGUGGAAGCAUGCGGACUCGACAGCGGCAACGUGCCCAAAGUGCGAUUUCGGGCGGGCGUAUUUCUAUCAACUCCAAAUUAGGUCCGCCGACGAACCUAUGACGACAUUCUAUCGGUGUGCAUCGUGUGGGAACAACUGGAGAGAAAAUUGA